AUGCGCCAGCGUUGUCUCCAUACAACUCAACCAGCCGUUGAGGAGAGAGAGGAGACGGAAGAACUGAUCCAGCUAACGCAUAUUAUCGUUGACUGUUCAUCGUUUCCAUACAUCGAUCUGAUGGGUGUCGAUGCGCUAGCCCGUGCCCAUGCCGAAUAUCAGGCGAUUAAUAUCACUGUGUUUUUUGCCUGCUGCAAAGUGGCAGUACGGCAAAUGUUCGAGAAUUCACAUUUUUACCAGCACGUACCAAAAAGUUACAUGUUUGUCUCAUUACAAGAUGCUGUUGCUCAGGCACAGUACGAACAGGAAAAAAAUAUUCGUCUUCACGAAAGUCUUGAAAGUGUUCCAAAUCGUUUCUCGGUUAGUUCUGAUGUUUAUUUUGGAUCUCACCCUCUCUUAUUUUUCCAUUACGAAAUAAAUGGAAAUUUUAGUAAAUGUUGA
Gongylonema pulchrum is the source of this 441-nucleotide messenger RNA. The record is from the annotation of a GenBank genome assembly. Lineage: Eukaryota; Metazoa; Nematoda; Chromadorea; Rhabditida; Gongylonematidae.